AUGGCGAGCUGCAGCGGGGCCGGGCAGGGGCUGCCCGAGGUGCGGCGCAGCAUCGGCCCCGCUGACGGCAUCACGGUCCCCUCACUCCCGCAGCGCAAGGGCACCCUUGUGCCCCUGGAGCCGGCGCUGCUGUGGAACGUGUCGUGGCCUGGCUUCCGCAGCAUCGUGCAGCUCCUGGACUGGUUCGAGGUGCCCAAGGGCUUCGCACUGCUCAUGGAGCGUCCGCAGCGCUUUCAGGACCUCUGGUGCUUCCUGCACGAGUGGCGGUUCCUGACAGAGCCCGUGGCGCAGGGGCUGCUCCGCCAGGUGCUGGAGGCCGUGCGGCGCUGCAGCAGGUGCAGCAUCCUGAACUGCCACAUCAAGGCCGAGAACGUCCUCGUCAACCUGGCCACAGGUGAGGCAAAGCUCAUCAACUUUGGCUGCGGCAUGGUCCUCCAGGACACGUUCUACACCCGGAUGUCAAGAACCUCAGAGUACAGCCCACCGGAGUGGAUCCUCUUUGGCUGCUACCAUGGCCAGCCAGCCACCAUCUGGUCCCUGGGCAUCCUGCUCUGUGAGCUGGUCUGCGGGCACCAUCGUUUCCACACCAACGAGGACAUCGUCCAGGGCCAGCUCUUCUUCCCACCCCAGAUGUCUCAAGAGUGCCAGCACCUCAUCAGGUGGUGUUUCUGCAUGGACCCCACAGACAGGCCAUCACUGGAGGACCUUUUUGAGCAUUCUUGGCUGCAGGAGCCCUGCCUGGCCCAGGAGACAGCAGAGAUGCAUCCCUGUGAGGAUUACACCUGGUGCCCGGACUGGACGGGGAAGCACCUGCAGCAUCCAUGGAGCGCAUCCAGUGCCAGUGCUGCCCCAGGGGCCACAGUCUGCAGAGACAGCCCCUUCCAGAAGGAUGAGGACCUGGUGCGGGAUCGGCUCCUCUCCUGGCAGCAGCUCUCCAGAGACCCCUCUUAG
Molecule: messenger RNA, 951 nt
Organism: Melozone crissalis (California towhee)
Lineage: Eukaryota; Metazoa; Chordata; Aves; Passeriformes; Passerellidae
Product: serine/threonine-protein kinase pim-1-like
Exons: 6
Coding region: 1-951 (316 amino acids)
Biological process (GO): protein autophosphorylation
Cellular component (GO): cytoplasm
Molecular function (GO): ATP binding; protein serine/threonine kinase activity
Source: RefSeq, a predicted model, not a curated record